Messenger RNA from Penicillium lagena, 258 nucleotides. RefSeq lists its product as uncharacterized. Lineage: Eukaryota; Fungi; Ascomycota; Eurotiomycetes; Eurotiales; Aspergillaceae. The coding region runs from base 1 to 258 and encodes 85 amino acids. The record is from RefSeq and is a predicted model, not a curated record. The transcript has a single exon.
AUGUCACAGCCAAGGCCCCUAUCUCCCGUACAGCCUCCGCCAAGACCAAAACAAUUAAUAAACACCCUUGCUCUCCUCUCCUCUCCACCCGCUGCUGCUAGCACGACGAUCAUCGUCGUCCGCCGCGUACUUGCAGUGGCCCGCCCCAUGGUUGUCCGGUCCGACAAAGGGGGCGCACCUGACGGACACGAUCUGUUGGACUUCCGCCAAGACGAUAAUGCGGACGAGAGGGAUGCAUGGGGCAUCUUGGCGGUUUAG